This is a messenger RNA of Paramisgurnus dabryanus, 2029 nucleotides long. RefSeq lists its product as uncharacterized. Gene Ontology annotation, cellular component: nucleus. The record is from RefSeq and is a predicted model, not a curated record. Gene Ontology annotation, biological process: regulation of gene expression. Lineage: Eukaryota; Metazoa; Chordata; Actinopteri; Cypriniformes; Cobitidae.
AAGAAGUAACGUCAGUUUGUUGUUGGCUUGCUAGAGAAGAGUCGUAAUAAAGUGUGCUUUUACCAUGUCGAGACGGUGUUAUUUUCACCCCGACUGCAAAUCUCCUUUAUAUGGCCUUCCUAAGGAUGACGAAAUUAGAAAACAAUGGUUAAAUUUUAUUUUUAACUCAAGUGUUGAACAUAACAACCCCAACAUAUUUCUGUGCGCUGCGCAUUUUACAGAUGACAGCUUCCUUAAUCGCGGGGAGUACAAUGCUGGUUUCGCACAAAGGCUUAUUCUGAAAAAUUCAUCCGUUCCCACUUUAUCAGGACAAUCGGAUAAUGAACCAAAACCUGAUGUAGAUGAGGAUUGUUGUGAAUCUUCAGUGUAUGUAAAUGAUGGGAGCUCCUCAGAAAGUCUGGAUUUAGUGAUCAACGAACAAGAUCAGCCACUGAUGGACCAACAUCUAUCUGAAGAGACAUCCGGUCCAACACAGGAAUCAGAGCUCAAUCUCACUUUACUCUGUUAUAGCGAGUCAAGCCCCGCAGACGCUCAUAUUACGGUCACUGUGUGUGACAGUGAUGAUCAGGAUGAGGAAUCUUUGGAUCAAAUCUCCACAGUUUCUCGGAAUUUUGUCUGUAAUGUUGAAGAACAGCAGAAGAUCCCGCAGACAACAGUGAAGACGUCUUCAAUCGGAGUGGGGGAUUGCAGUAACCAGAUGGCGAAAAAAACAGAAAUCAUAGUAGUGGAAAGUGACAGUGAUGAUGAUGAUGAUGAUGAAGAAGAAGAAAAUGCUGAAGAAGAAGAAGAAGAAGAAGAUAAGGAUGAUAAUGGUGAUGAUGAUUUUGUCCCUUCGGAUGAGCAUUGUGAUGAAGAUGAUGAUUUCAUUCCAUCAGAUGAGAUCAAUACAUCUUCUGAUGAAGAAAAAGCAAAACAAAUACACAAGUGUCCAUACUGUGAGAAGAGAUUUUCCUAUACUUGGAAGCUUAAGUCACAUGUGCGCUUACACACCAAGGAGAAACCGUUUCAAUGCAGCGUAUGUGGAAAAACUUUUAGGCUUUCAGGUUCUUUAAAGUCGCACGAAACAACACACAGCGAGGACAAACCCUUUCCGUGUUCACACUGCGAUAAACGUUUCAGGAAUAAACAUCGUGUGAUGGUCCAUGAAAGAGUUCACACCGGAGAGAAACCGUACCUGUGCCAAGACUGUGGGAAGAGCUUCUCUAAUACCAAUGCUUUUAAAUUGCAUCAGAGAGUUCACACCGGAGAAAAACCUUAUCAAUGCACUCAAUGUGAAAAGAGCUUCGCACGUCACAAGUCCUUUAAAAUUCAUCAGCGAGUCCACACUGGAGUAAAACCUUAUCCGUGUAGUUUUUGUGGGAAAAGUUUCACUCGACAGGACAAUUUGGUGACACAUCAGAGAAUUCAUACGGGAGAAAAACCUUACAAGUGCACUCAGUGUGAUAUGGGAUUUACACAAGCGGUUCUCCUGAGACUUCAUCAGAAAAAACAUACUGGAGGAAAACAUUAAUAUCUAUAGAGAUAUUCAGUCAUGUAGGACAUUUAAAAGACUCAUCAUGCUGAAGAACAGAUCGUGAAAAUGACAAGUCAUUCACAAAAAAAAAAAACAAGCACUAUUUUACAUUUGUAGAAACUUUUUAUUUCGACAAUAAUAGCAGAUUUAAUUCGAUUUUGCACUCCAGGUUCUGCUCCACUAGAAGAUCUUUCUACAUUUCUGGUUUUGUGACAUUUAUAAUGUGAUAGUUUUUUUAUGUUUAUGCAUGUAUGCAUAUUUAUUUAUUUUAUACAUAUACAUUAUAAAUACAUUUUUAAGGUUUGUUUUUGGUUCACCCGGAAGGUUUUCUUUAAAUAAAUUGAGCAUUAGUACCUGUAUAUUUAGAAAGAAACAAAUGUUAUUUGAAAGGUCUCUAUUCUCAAAUGUAAAUAGUUAAUGUUGUGUUGUUAUUUAUCAUUCCUCUUUCUAAAAAAAAGUCAAACACAUCAUUUAAUAUUAUGAGUGGGAGUCAAUAAAUAUAUUGGAUAAUCUGUA